AUGGAGGUAUUCAGGUCUCACCUGACCGAUUACUACCAUACUAACGUUAAGGAUAUUUCAGAUGUGGCCAGAAUAGCAGAAAAACAGAAGUCAGUGUUUUCUUUGACCAACAAGGCUUACCUCCUAGCUCUUACUGCACCAGUGACAGUAGCUGAGGAUGAAAGAACAUUUAGCAAGCUAAAACUUGUUAAAACACUCUGCAGAUCAACAAUGAAUGACGAACGAUUGGAGGAGCUAUUAAUAAUGGCUUGUGAAAAAGAUAUCACGGAUGAAAUAAGCGUUGUUAAAAUGGCUACAGCUUGGGCAGCGUUAAAACGACGAGGAGUCAAGAUAUCCUUACCAUAAACGUUUUCGCCUAUAUAUGUAGAGAUUAAAUGGAUGUGCUUUUUUGACAUUUAUAUCAUGUAUUUUAAGAAACUAUUUCGCCUAUUUUAAAAAUAAAUUAUCUUACUACUCGGAGUUCAUUGUGACCCCAUUGUUGUACAUCACUUAAAAAAGAAAUAUGGUUCGUCUGGGAAAUACAAUUGAAUACAACAAAUUGCGAAAUAAAGUAAUUCACGUCGUGAAACAGGCAAAGUCUAAAUACUUCGAGUCUCAAGUGAAUCAUCUAAAACAUUCAAAGCCAAGGAAAUGGUGGAGUGCUAUUAAAAACCUAGCUGGUUUUUCUUUAAAGCCUGCCUUCCAUUCUGCAGAGGUGAAUGGAACUAUCUUGCAGGGACAAGACUUAGCACUCGCUGUUAAUAACGGGUUUUUAGCCGCCACUAAAUCGUUACCGCCGCUUUCAAUUACUGAUAAAUUAUCUGUGGAAGAACCUACCGUUUUGUACCCUAUCUCCAUUGUUGAUGUCGAAUCGCGUUUAAAAGCAGUUAAAUCGAAUAAAGCUCCUGGUCCAGACUCUCUGCCAAAUUGGAUUCUCAAUAACUUUUCAAUGGAGAUUUCAGAACCUGUGACAAUGAUUUUUAAUGCCUCCAUUAAACAAGCACAAGUUCCAAUGCAGUGGAAAGAAGCAAAUGUCGUUCCCGUCCCUAAGACAUCCUCGGUCACGGAUAUAUCUUCAGACCUGCGACCUAUAUCUCUGACCGCUACGCUCUCAAAG
This is a messenger RNA of Paramuricea clavata, 1096 nucleotides long. The record is from the annotation of a GenBank genome assembly. Lineage: Eukaryota; Metazoa; Cnidaria; Anthozoa; Malacalcyonacea; Plexauridae.